AUGUCGCUCGCUGCUCCUCGAAGGGGACUUCCAGGCGGAGGCUUCUUGCGCAUGGUACCGGAUGAUGACGACUCGCGACCUGCCGUGACAUCGCCUCCCAAGGCUCCAGAAGCAGUGCCAGCCUUUGCGCCCCCUCCCGCUUCGUAUGGAGUCUGCCGUUCCCCUACCGCAUCGCCAUUCCGGCCAGACUCAAAUUUUCAGGUCAGGCCCCGCACCGGAGCUGUGUUUCAAGUGGGGGCUGGCGACACCUCAACAUGUCCAACACCAUCCACCGGCGAAGGCUCGCCAGCUCCGUUCGAUGUGCGUGCCAGUUUUGCGCCCAUGCCCAGGUACGGCAAGCAGCCUGCAGUGCGCCGCGACGUAGCUCCGGCAACCUCGAGGAAGCGGUCAGCCUACGUCGAGACCGCAUACGUCAGCAAUGGCGCUCCAGAGAAAAUUGAUUCGGACGAUGACGGGCAAGGCAUAGAGUAUGCAGGGAGGCGGUGGAAGGGCAAGACAGCGCAUGCAGUCGAGCAAGAGAUGGAGGAGCUGGGUGAUAGGACAGUCAUGAGCUACGCGCCUGAUGCUGUCUACUUGGCCAGCAGGCUCGAAGGUCUGAAGCGGAAUCUCGAGGCGAACGACUGGGAGAGGAAGCCGCGUUAUCUAAUCUUCGAAGAAGAAGAGGAGCAGGACAAGGGCGGCAUGAUACAGAAGGAGGCUGGCACUUCAGAAGUGCCAGCGGCUCAUGGGUCCACCUUGCCACAUGCACUGCCAGUCUCGGUGCCGAAAGUGCCAGGUGUGGCGGAUCCUCAUGAACAUCUGCCACUGGCAGAUACUGUCGACGAGGACGAUGAUGACGCUGACAGCAUCACUGCCGAGCUCUCACCCCCUCAAGAGCUUGACGUGGAUCUCGAUCUCGACUUGGAUACCGAGAAACGACUGCAAGAGGAGGACGUGGCUGGAUCCGACGCGCCUGUGUCGUCAGUCGGACAUGCUACGUGGAAGUAUGCCCAGCUCAGCUCGGCUCUCUCAGAGGGAGACGCAGACAGCAAGGAUGGGCAGACAAUUCGACCUGGUCAGUCGACGCGAGCAGGCUCGAUGGCCGGCGUCCAGCUGCACGUUCCUCCUCGGAUCGACCCAGUAGCCAAGCAAGCAGCCUUGGAUGCGCGAGUCGACGUGCGGAGCUUGCGCAGACCUGACUUGGAGCAGGUCAGAGAGCUACAUUGCUUGCACGGCGACCAAGACCUAAAGGUGAGUGAGAUGACUACGCGGUGCACAACCGGAAGCUUCUCAUGUUUGCUAGCGUGACACUGAAACCUCGCUGUGUGACACGUAGGUCGACUUUGAUACAUACACCACGAGUGCUGGAUUCUUGAUCCGCCUUUUGGUUGACGAAAAGCACGUGUGCUUGGUCGCUGUUGCAAGGCCAUUGCCCGAGCCCGCUCCCCUGCCAACGCAAUUGAUGCCCAGCUGUCCGCCCCCCUCCUUGGACAUGCCGCCGAGUGGUGGCCAGUACCUCCUAGCGGGACGGGGCAUAGCUGGAGCAAGCCCAUAUCUCACGGGAAUCACCAACCGCACCCUUGCCACACCAAAGCGCUUCGAUCUCAAUACUGGCUGGCACUCUCCGGGGGCUAGCGGACCACCGUCUACGAGCGGGCUCUCACGGGAUGAUGCUUCUGGCAGCACAUCCACACCGCCCGACAGCUUGUUCGGCACAUCGCCUCGAGACGCGCCUGCUUUCGUCUCCACCUCUUUGAAAGGUCCUUCCAAGCUCUCUGGCAUUCUUUCGCCACGCAGAAGGAGCGGUGCAGCCAAUGGCAAUUCAGGGUCACGACUGCAGCAAACAAGCGUUCCAGCAAGAGAGCUGAGGAGUUGCACAGCCUCUCAGGAUCAGAGCUCGAGCGAAUUACAGACCGCGCCGACCUCGUUGGAUUCGCACUCGCCACCCGAAGAGCCGAGAAGAGGUUUCAAAACGGUGCUUGCAGGACCGACAAAUUCCGUUGCUCCGCCUCGUGCCGUUCGCGUCAUGGCUGCGCCUCCACCUGGUGGGCUCUUCAACACCGACGCCGAGACGAUCUUGGGUGUAGCUUCAGCCAAGAUUUCGACCAAGGCCGUACCACCCAGCUACGCUGGCGGCGACCUGUGGCCCGGUAUAGAUUCUGCGCCUGCCCAAGUCAUGCCUCAUCUGGAAGCGCAUGUGUUGACACUUGCUGUGGCUCACUCGGAGAGGGGUCAAGGAUUGGGAGCGCGACUACUAGACGCGCUUCUCAAAGAGGCGAAAGCAAAAGCUGUUGCACUGGCGGCCAAGCCACGCAGGAGAGGCAGCAACCAGAACCGGUCGGCUCCCACCACCGAGCAGCUGAUGGCGGAACCCAUGCACACCACUCUGGAAGUCCAUCCAGCCAACUCUGGCGCUCUAGCACUCUUCCAAUCGAGGCAGUUCCACAGGGUCGAAGGUGCGCGUGGCACGCUCCCGCGAUACUUUCAGGGCGAUUGGAGAAUCCCUCUGGAAGAGAGACAAAAGAUAGGCGGGACGGAUGCUUGGGUUCUUGAGCGACACGCUCCUUGA
Messenger RNA from Ceraceosorus bombacis, 2548 nucleotides. The record is from the annotation of a GenBank genome assembly. Lineage: Eukaryota; Fungi; Basidiomycota; Exobasidiomycetes; Ceraceosorales; Ceraceosoraceae.